CCAUUAUCAUCUUCAUUUUCACCUCCACUUCCUUGAAAUCCUCAAAAGAACCCCUCUGCUGAAAAGAUCCACAUGAUUAUUCUCUUUCUUUUACUGCGAUUUGAUGCAGUGAGGACUGUGCUUUUUACCCUGUGAACUUUUCUUGUGAAAGUCUCUUACCUUUAUUCGGCAUUGCACCGACACAACUAUUUCCGGGAAGUAUUCUUACUUCUUCAGUUCCAUUUCUUGUCCUACCAUAAAAUGUGGCUUCUUCAGGGAUAUAAGACAAAGGGGUUUUGUAAAUUUUCGAAAUUUAGAUCGAUGGGUCGGUGGGAUAUGGUUCACUAGUGCUAUUCGUGAGUGUAUCAGAAGAAAUUUAAGGUUUUUGGUUUCAAGUUUAUUUUGCAUUUUUUGGUGAGAAAUGAGUGAUAGAGGAGGAAUGGCUGCUUCAUCCUUAGCUGUAACAGAGAGGAAACCUCAGAGGACCGGCGGCUAUACCGGAAUUUUCUUUCAGUUGUUCGAUUGGAACCGUAGAUUCGCCAAGAAAAAGCUGUUUUCCAAGAAGCUACUUUCACCAGUUCGGUCGAAACAAGGCUCAAAGAAGUUUGGAGAAGACAAGAAGCAAGCAAAGCAUAGAUUGAUUGCUGAUGAGAACAGUGGGGGCUUUCCUAAUGUUAAAAACAACAUGGUUUGUGAGAAGAAGCCUGAUAUGAGAUCUCCCGGAUUGGUUGCUAGGCUCAUGGGGCUGGAAUCGAUGCCAGUAGUGCCACGGGAUAGGCCAAAGAAGGUGUCGUUGGAUGGAACCGUGAGUGGUAAAGGAGAGAAACUUGGUAAUGAUACAGACAAGUCUGGAGGGGAAGAGCAAAAGUUUGGAAAAAUGGGGGCGAAGCAAGAGUUUAGGCCUCGGAAGUUUGACAAUAUGGGAGUGAGUGAGAGACAGCCGGUUUCUAGAUUUGGAACUGAGGUAUUGCAAAUAAAGAGUAUGUUAUCGCAACCUAGGAAGAACCAAGCGAAGCUUGCUUCUCCCGUAGUGAUUCCUAGGAAUGUGUCAGCAAGAAACGCGUCUUGGUUGGUGGGCGCUGCAGCUAGGAUAUUGGAGCCCGGGCUGCAGAGGAGUAGGAUGAAAACUGCAUUAGCUUACACGAACACUUUGCAUCGACCUAAGCAAGAGGUAGUGUCGGAGGAGGCACCAGACGUUUCAGAUUGCUCUAUGUACUCUAUGGGCUAUUCCAACCCAGUGAAACAUUCUUGUAAAAAUUGCGGUAAUUCUCUUGACAUUAUUGACUAUAGAGCAGAUCUAGAAGAAGAACCAUCCACAAUUCAUUCACCUCUUUCAAAUUGCACCGAAACUUGUCAAGUUUCAAAAAGAAGUAUGCCGAGAGAACACAUAUUUUCCACUCAAGAAACUGAAUUCAAGAAGAAACCGACUAACGGAGGCCUAACACCAGGGCAUUUGACUAGCCAAGGGCGGAAGUUACCGAAUAAUGGCUCAUCUCUUGGUCUAAUGCACAACACUCAAAAACAAAUUGGAGAAAUGGAAAACUGGAGGAAUGGAGAAGGAAAACUGGAGAAAUGGAGAAAUGGAAAACUGGAAAUUGAAAAACAGAGAAAUGAAGUAAACGACCCCAUAGUUCCUCCAAGGUUGCAAUCAAGGAGUUUGCAGAGCAAAAGAGUACCCUCAACGGCUAAAGCCAUCAAUGAGACAACAAAUUUUGUUGCAAUGAACAAAAGCUUAAGUGGGCAGAUCCGAACGAUAGUGCCAACAAGAGCAGAUAUCUAUAAUUUUGAAACGGAGAGAAGAUUUCAUAAUAGAAGUGAUUCCUUGUCAGCAGUUCAAAAGAGAAGGUUAAUGAAUACUAGAGAAGAUGGAAGAUUUUCCUUGUUGAAAGAAUCUAGUGGUGGUUCCAAUUCAACGAGGCAAAAGGAAAUUGUACAUCCUACACGUCCUAUCAAUCGGUCUUGUACUGAAAGUAAAUUGGCACAUCCACAAGAACCUAGUGAAAUUUGCAGUAGACACAAACCCAGUGACAAUAAAUCUCCAGUAAAACAGAAGACUAAGAUGCAUGCAGAAGCUACAGGAAGGAUGACCAGAAAUAACUCGUGUUCUGAUAGUACUCCUGGAAAAUUGAUAAUGAAGGAAAGUAAUGAUAGUAAAUGCUCUCGUAAACCCUUUGCUUUGAGGGGAGACAGAUUGGGUGAAAUUCUGGAGCAGAAGCUGAAGGAACUGACUUGCCAUGAGGACGAGUUUGCUGCAGGAGUCACUACACCAAGAAAAACUACUGCUGUGAUUCUUCAGGAACUAAUUUCGGCAUUAACAGAAGAGACACAACUUCAUUGGGAUGAUUUUUCGGAUAAAUCUAACAGGGAAAGUGGUCUUAGUCAUCCUACAAACAUGUCACGUGAAAAUGCUUCCAGAAAAGUCCAGGCCAAAGAGAAGUCAGCCACAGAUUCACGUGAUAUUGAUCACUUCAGCCCGGGAACUGUUCUUGAAGAUCCAUUUUCUUCAAACGACAGUUGCUUCUCCAGCAGUCUCGAUGAAUGUUCAAGGGAUAAAUCGAUCGUUGAAUCUAUAGAUUUCUACCACGAUGAAUCACGUUCAUCAGAUCCCAAGGCAGAUCAUCUGGUCUCCGCAUCCCAUUCAACCACAGGGGUUGCUGACCUUGUUAACAAUAUUCCCGAAGUUCUACAAAAAAUCAAUCUUUCUCACGGGCAUUUGAAAGGCAGCAAGCUAAGCCAUGCAAAGGAGGUACUUUUGAACGCUGAACUAAUGCUUGGAAAUGCAGCUUGGUGCAAUCCUGCUAUAGAUAAAGGCUUUUCUGCAACACACUUUCUCAUUUAUGAACUCGAAACGCUGGAAAAUGCUAUAUGUAUGAGCUUCAACGCGUUUCUUGGUUUUGAGGAUGCCAAACAUGAGGACCGACUUAGAGUAUUUAUGUUCGAUUAUGUUCUGGAGUAUCUAGACUCAAAAUUUAGUCGAUACUCUGAAUCGGGUUUCAGAGCCUGGACGAAUCUACUGCCUUGUUUGAACACAGAGAUGCUGGUAUCUGAGAUACUCAAGGAGUUGAAAAUGUGGAUGGGAUUAGCUGGGUUGGUCCCUGAUGAACUAAUAGAAUGGGACAUGAGUCAUUGUUUGGGUAAAUGGACUGACUUUGAGAUAGAAUUAUAUGAGAAUGGUGUUGAAAUUGAUAGGGAUAUCCUCCAUAGUUUGGUAGAUGAAGUUGUAUUAGACCUUUGUCUUGCACUCUGAGCCAGCUUCAAGUGAUCCCUAUCCUUGUACAAAAUUUAAUUACUUUGAUUUGAUAUUUAUUUAAUUUAUUAACUUUAGUUGUUUUA
Ipomoea nil (Japanese morning glory) is the source of this 3312-nucleotide messenger RNA. RefSeq lists its product as uncharacterized. The record is from RefSeq and is a predicted model, not a curated record. The transcript is spliced from 5 exons. The coding region runs from base 401 to 3226 and encodes 941 amino acids. Lineage: Eukaryota; Viridiplantae; Streptophyta; Magnoliopsida; Solanales; Convolvulaceae.